UCUGCUCUGGAGUCUCCAGGCUGGCUGAGGAUACAGAGAGCCACGGAAACAGGUCCUGGUUUCUGGAGGCUUUCCUGUGCGCUGGGAAAUGGGGAAGCUAGCCACCGUUCCCAUUGUCCUGCUUUGUGGGAAAUUCCUUGUAAUUUUCCUUCUCAAAGAAACGCUCAGCCAGAGCAAGCAACGAGAGGGCCAUGUGUGUGCCCGAAAUACGUUGAGGAUCCCCCUAGCCUACAAUGAGACGUACGCCAAGCCCCAACACCAUCCAUAUUUGACGUUGUGCCCAGGACCUCGAGUGUGCAGUACUUACAGGACGACCUACCGGAUAGCCACACGACAGGUGCGGAAAGAGAUCCUACAGGCCAACAUCAUUUGCUGCCCAGGAUGGAAGAAACGUCACCUGGGGGACACGAAGUGCGAGGAAGCCACUUGCCACAAGUCAUGCCAGAAUGGAGGUAGCUGCAUCCAACCAAAUAAGUGCCAGUGUCCGCCCGGCUGGGGUGGACUGUAUUGCCAGAUUGAUGUGGACGAGUGUGUCACGCCGCUUGCUCGCUGCGCACAAGACUGUCUUAACACUGCUGGCAGCUACAAGUGCCAGUGUCGGGCUGGGUACGCCCUGGAGCCAGAUGGCAAGAGCUGUCGUCUGCUUCCCACCGGCCAGGCGGUCCCUCUGCUCGGCACCAAAGUGCAAACUUUAGGGAUUCAGGAGACAAUUCCCAAUGAGAUCCAGGAACUCCAAGCAAAAGUAGAACAGCUGGAAGAGCGCCUGGAGCUUGCCAUCUCUAUCUUGCCAACCUCUGUGGAGCCCACCCAGAUCAAGGAGAUGUGGAAUCGUCUUCGUUAUUUAGACCACGUGGAAUCCCUCAGCGAGCAGCUCCUUUUUCUGGAGGAGAAACUGGGAGACUGUGCCUGUCAAAAUGAUAAAAAUGGCUUUGGCUACGAUCUCACCCGGUGA
Molecule: messenger RNA, 952 nt
Organism: Protobothrops mucrosquamatus (brown spotted pit viper)
Lineage: Eukaryota; Metazoa; Chordata; Lepidosauria; Squamata; Viperidae
Gene: EGFL8
Product: EGF like domain multiple 8
Exons: 9
Coding region: 89-952 (287 amino acids)
Biological process (GO): anatomical structure development
Cellular component (GO): extracellular region; cell surface
Molecular function (GO): calcium ion binding; signaling receptor binding
Source: RefSeq, a predicted model, not a curated record